Monopterus albus (swamp eel) is the source of this 4473-nucleotide messenger RNA. RefSeq names its product teashirt zinc finger homeobox 3a (gene tshz3a). Bases 260 to 3616 code for a protein of 1118 amino acids. Gene Ontology annotation, cellular component: nucleus. NCBI's taxonomy places the organism in Eukaryota, Metazoa, Chordata, Actinopteri, Synbranchiformes, Synbranchidae. The record is from RefSeq and is a predicted model, not a curated record. Gene Ontology annotation, biological process: regulation of transcription by RNA polymerase II. The transcript is spliced from 2 exons. Gene Ontology annotation, molecular function: DNA-binding transcription factor activity, RNA polymerase II-specific; DNA binding.
AUUCUUAACACGAUCACACAUUUCAAGAAAAAGAUUUUCUCGCCACCUCGUUUAUUUAUUUUGCCGCUGACUUUUCCCCGCAGGCUCCUAAUCUGUGACGAUGAUUUUUAGUUUUUCUUCCCAUCGGACUCCCCGAUGUUGUGCAGUGUACAACACGAAGGCGUGAAUCUUUUUUGAGUAGAGGUGGAUCUUCCCGGAUACGGCGAGGGAGUAUAUUAAAUAAAAAAGAAGAGUUUCACGGAAAUUCCAACAAACAGAAAUGCCACGAAGGAAACAAGAAGCGCCCAAGCGCGCAGCAGCCUAUUCUCCCAAGGAGCUGACAGAGCACACUGUGGAGGAUGAGGAGGCGGAAGCAGAUGACCUGCCCUCGGCCCCUCAGGAUGACCUUUCCAUGAAAGAUGAGUUUGUGGAGCAAAGCACAGUACCUGCCAAGGAGCAGCCAUGUGACCAGGAAUUAGCUGGGGCCGUGGAGCUGUCAGGACAGGAGAUGGACAGUGAGUCACAUGUGAGCGAGACCAGCGACCAUCUCUCAGACUUUGAGAGCCCCUCCAGAAAAGCUGAGGGCAACUUGAUCACAGCAACUCUGAACGGUGGGACUCGAACACCACCCUUGGGAAUGGACACUUUAGAACAAAUGAAGGCUAUCUACUCCAGCUUCCUGACUGGCCCCUUGUGGUCACCGCUGAACUUUAAUUCCACACCACCACAGACACAGUUGUCAGCUUCUACAGAGAAACCAACUCGCAGCAACAGCACCAGUAGCAGUAGUAGCUGCAGCAGCAGUAGCUAUGACUGGCACCAGACUGCAGUGGCAAAGACACUUCAACAGCAUCCUCCCCAGAGCCGUCACCCUGCUCAGUCUGAGCCCAGCCUCUUUAGUACAGUCCAGCUCCACAGGCAGAACCCAAAGCUGUUCGGCUCAAUCUUUACAGGGGCCAGUAAAUUUCGCUGUAAGGGCUGUAGUGCUGCUUAUGACACACUGGUGGAGCUGACAGUGCACAUGAAUGACACAGGCCACUACCGUGAUGACAACCAGGACAGGGCAGGCAGUGGUGCAAAGCGCUGGUCUAAACCACGCAAGAGAUCCCUGUUGGAGAUGGAGGGCAAGGAGGAUGCCCAGAAAGUUUUGAAAUGUAUGUAUUGUGGUCACUCCUUCGAAUCCCUGCAGGACCUUAGUGUCCACAUGAUCAAAACCAAACACUACCAGAAAGUGCCUCUGAAGGAGCCCAUGGCCCCUGUGGCAACCAAAAUCAUGUCUUCUAAGAAAAGGGGGCUCAUGGGCUUGGACCUCACCGCCUCCCCACAUCCUAGAGAAGGAACCACCAAAGCUAAGCACCUACUGACAGACCUGAGUGACUCAUCUCAGAAACCUUCCUCCAGCCCCUACACCAUCCCUAAUAACCGCUUCAGCCACCAGAAUGGAGCCAGCUAUGCUUGGCAGUUCGAAUCCAACAAAUUCCAGAUCCUUAAGUGUAUGGAGUGUGGGAGUUCUCAUAAUACGCUACAGGAGCUGAGAACCCACAUGAUGGUGACAGGACACUUCCUCAGGGUGACCAGCUCUGUGGGGAAAAAAAUCAAAACACUUCCUGAGGCUACCUCCCCCAACCCUCGGAGGGUUACCACACCUACUGAACAGAGGGUCCAGUCUGUCCCACUUGCACCCUCCACCUUCUCUACUCCACCUCUGCAGACUACCACAACCCCCCCUGCCAUAUCCCCUCAUUCCAAAGAGAUCAAGAAGGAAGAGGUUGAGGAGGAGUGCACUAAGCAAGAGGCUGCUAGAAAUGAAAAGCAAUUUACCGUUUCUGAUGGGAAGGAGGAGGAUGCGGAGAAGGAGGAAAAAUACGACAUCUCAAAGUAUAACUAUCUUACUGAAGAGGACCUGAAAGAGAGCCCUAAAGGGGGCCUAGAUAUUCUCAAAUCACUGGAAAACACUGUGACAUCAGCCAUCAACAAGGCACAGAGUGGGAAUCCAUGCUGGGGGGGGUACCCUAGCAUCCAUGCAGCCUACCAGUUCCCCAAUGCCCUCAAGCUCCAGCAGGGCAGCAUGGAAAAGACUUCCCCAAUGAAGUUCUUGUUUAGUGGAGGGAAUGGAACAUUGUCCUCCCAUGCCAAGAAUCAACCCCUCAUUUCCCCACCACUUAGUCAGUCCUCCCCCUUCCCCAGCAACAACUUCCAGGCAAUGGAGGAAUUGGUGAAAAAAGUGACAGAAAAAGUAGCAAAAGUAGAGCAAAGAGUGAAACAGUUGUCUCCUAAGAGGGAGAACCAUCUUUCCCCUUGUAGCAGUGAAGCUGGAGAACUGCAUAAGGGAGGAGAGGCAGACUCACCUCGGGAAUGGAGAGCAGUGACCCCAGUCAAUAGCGACAGAGGAAGCCAUAGCGACAGAGCAUCCCCAGCAACAGAACCCAAGAGAGAGACAGCAGUCAAAUCCCCGCUUGCCUCUACACUCAGCUGCAGUACCGCCAUUAUCACUGGCCAUACUCCUCUAGAACAGCCCUUUGUCAACCCUUUAAGUGCUCUUCAGUCAGUAAUGAACAUUCAUUUGGGGAAAGCAGCCAAGCCCUCCUUGCCAAACCAAGAUCCCUUGAGCCUCCUCUCCAGGCUCAGCCAGAGUAUGGCUGAGAGGGCGGCUGUGGCUGCUCCUCCCUCACAGACCAAAAAGCUGGAUAGUGGAGUUGAUAAUAGUUUUUGCCAGCCAAAUGAUGACCAGCCCAUGGACCUCACAAAGGGGAAAAGUGAAAGAGGAUGCUCUGUAGGCUCAGCCCCACUAACUCCCUCAUCCACAGCCUCCUCCGUCUCUCCCUCCUCUCUUGUUACUCCUGCAAAGCUAACAGUGGUCUCUCCCUACCCGUCCAGCAGCCCUCUACAUGAAAAUGCACUCUCAGAUAUCUCAGACAUGCUAAGGAACCUGACGCAGACCCACCAUGUCCCUAAACCUUCCUCCCGAUCCAGGGUCCCAGAUAAAACUGAGGUUGUGGGAGCCACUCCUGAUGAUGAUGAUGUGUCCCUGCAUGGCCACAAACGCAAAGGCCGUCACUCCAACUGGAACCCCCAGCACCUUCUCCUUCUUCAGGCCCAGUUCGCCUCAAGCCUGAGGCAGACCUCAGAGGGGAAAUAUAUCAUUAAUGACCUCAGCCCACAGGAAAGAAUGCAUGUCUCUCGUUUCACAGGUCUCUCUAUGACCACCAUCAGCCACUGGCUGGCCAACGUCAAGUACCAGCUAAGGAGAACAGGCAGAACCAAGUUCCUAAAGAACCUGGACUCUGGUCAGCCUGUAUUCUUCUGUAGUGACUGUGCCUCACAGAUACGGACCCCAGCAGCAUACGUAUGCCAUUUGGAAGCCCACCUCGGGUUCAGAAUCAGAGACCUGUCCAAGCUGUCCCCCAAACAGACUGCCAGGGACUCCCACACUCUCACUGAGAAACUAGUGCCCCUGGAGUCUUUCCCUUCUCCACAGUCACAAGAUGACUGCAGUAGUAAUGGGGCAGUAUACCGCUGCCAGCUCUGUGUCCGUAAAUUUGCCACUAAGCAUGCAAUCAAGCUUCACCUCAGCAAGAGCCAUGGGAAGUCUCCAGAGGACCAUCUGCUAUAUGUGUGUGAAAUAGAGAAACACUAAAUUUCUGUCUGCAGUAGGCAUACUUGCAAACAUAUGUAAAAUAUAAACAAAAAAUAGAGAAUAUUUGAAAGAUAUGGUGAUGCACAGACGCCAUGAACUCCUCUUAAAAAUGUCAGCACAAGGUGUUUACAUCUGUUCGGCCUAUAAACAUUUCAGUUUCAAAUGACAUUUAUUUCACAUCAGAAUAUACUGUAGGUCAAAGCUGUUCUGCCCGAUUUGUUGUCAGCAUUGUCCCUCUCGCUCUACUUUGGUAAUGUGAGACAACACCCGUUCAUGAUCAUGGCGACUCUUUUGACUAGAAAGUAAACUAAUAACUUGAAAUAUAAUAACUUUAUUGUAUUUAUUUUGGAUUUUUGUGAUUUUGGUUUUGUUGUUAGAUUGCAUGUUUUAAACACGUUUUACUGUUACCUUUGUACAGUCCUGUCCUGUCCAGAUUUUCAAUUGCCAUUUUAAACUGGUUAUUUUUUACACCUUAAAGCAGCCAAAUGCCUGGGAAAGCUCCUUAAACAAACAGCAAAAGUUCAUUGCUUGUUUUUUUUUAUAGUUUUCUCUGUACAGCCUAUUGAUUUUCUUGCUGAUUGUAAAAGCUGCCUUGUUCUUUGUCACUCAGUAAGGGGCACUUAAAAUCCAGGUUUGUGUAAAAAUGUACAUAUAGUGUAUAAGCUUCCAACUUGCUGUUUAAAUUAUGCAUACUUGUUAUAUUUCCUAAUUUAAGAGGACUAUGACUAUCCACUGGUGCAGAGCCUUUGAAGAAGACUAAAAGAACAUUGUUUUGCACAAUAGUUUUAUAAAUGUUAUUUCAUAAAAAAGUACAAAUAUGUUAAUGCCUUGUGCUUCUAUGAUUAAAUUGAUUUAAC